Messenger RNA from Colletotrichum destructivum, 753 nucleotides. RefSeq lists its product as uncharacterized. The transcript has 2 exons. Lineage: Eukaryota; Fungi; Ascomycota; Sordariomycetes; Glomerellales; Glomerellaceae. The coding region runs from base 1 to 753 and encodes 250 amino acids. The record is from RefSeq and is a predicted model, not a curated record.
AUGACAGAGACUCGCGACGUUCAGAGAGAGCCUCCGGCAGCCAAAGUGGAAGAUCAAGUGACUUCCACCGACGAGCCUACAUAUGAUUCAACCGCUAGCCAGCCAAGCUCGCAGCUGCAGUCGAGCUUCUUCUCCGCCCUCCCGCUAGAAAUCCGCCAGAGCAUUUACCGUCAUCUCUGGCUGGCCACCGGAUCAAUCCAACACGUGUACCAGUCCGGCGCGGUGACCACAUUCUCCUUCGUCGGCACGGAUGCCCUCUCGCGCUUCCUCAACACCACGGCGCCUGACUCUCUCGCCCGCAUCACCAAGCUGCAUCUGACAUGGCGAGCCCCGAUAGCGACCUACAUGAAUCUCGACUCGGAGGAGAGCCUCGCAGAAAUGGCCAGGUGGGAGAAGAUGUGGGCCGAGGUGGCCCUCAAGAUCCCUCGCCUCAAAGAGCUCCGGAUCUGGGCGUACCCAUGCUAUGCCCGGUACCCGAUGCCCCAUGAAGAGUGGUUGAGGGCACUUCACCAGUUCGGGAACGUGCCCAAGUUCGACGUCUCUUUCAGGUGGUUCCAGAAUCCUCCAACGCCGGAUACCGGUCCCCUGGACUUUUUGGACGACGCGCCAUUUGAAUACGAUAGGAUACCUCCGGUGCAGGAUAACCCUCUUCACUUCCACUGGCGGCGGUUGAUCGGCCUGCCCCCGGAUGAGCCGCGUCAUCCCGUGAGCCGACGACAGAAGAAGCGGCGAUAUCUCGGGAGGGCGCUGUAG